CUUCCCUCCUCCCCCCUUGCCCCCCCCCCCCCACACUUUCGUUCUACUCCUCUUCGUUUUCAUCUCGCUUCGGCGGCAGCGGGGCCGCCCGCGUCCCUAUGCCCGCCCCCGCGCAGAAGCUGCAGCAGCGAUGCGCUGGGGAGCGCCGGCAGCCAAAGCACAGCAGCCCGGCACAGCGGCACCCGCGUAGAUGACGGUGCCCAGGCGUGAGCCCCUGUCCCAGCGCAGCACUGCCGCCAUGCCCCAACGGGACGAGGGCAAGAAGCCGCCCGUGGAGACGGCGCCGGAGCAGCGCUGGAAGCUGCAGGUCUUCUACCUGUGCUUCUAUGGCUUCAUGACGCAGAUCCGGCCUGGGGAGAGCUUCAUCACGCCCUACUUGCUGGGACCCGACAAGAACUUCACGAGGGUGGAGGUGACUAACGAGAUCAUGCCGGUGCUGACGUACUCCUACAUGGCGGUGCUGGUGCCCAUCUUCCUGCUGACCGACUACCUGCGCUACAAGCCGGUGCUGGUGCUGCAGAGCCUGAGCCACAUCUCCAUCUGGCUUCUGCUGGUGCUGGGCACCUCCGUUUUGGCCAUGCAGCUGAUGGAGUUUUUCUACGGUGUCACCAUGGCCGCACGCAUCGCCUACUCCUCCUACAUCUUCUCCCUCGUCGCCCCGUCCCGCUACCAGCGCAUGGCCAGCUACUCCCGCUCCUCUGUCCUCCUGGGCGUCUUCACCAGCUCGGUGCUGGGGCAGCUCUGCAUCACGCUCGGCAGCAUUUCCUUCCUCACCCUCAACUACGUCUCGUUGGGCUUCGUCACCUUCGGCCUGCUCCUCACCCUCUUCCUGGAGCGGCCCAAGCGCAGCCUCUUCUUCAACAGGGCUGAGGCGGCCUGCAAUGGUGCUGCACCCACUGAGCUGGAUAAGAUGGCCGGUGGGGACAAGAUGGACAGUGGGGACAAGGCAGACGGCAGGAAGGAAAAGAUGGGGGGCUGGCGCCAAGCCACGCUGUGCCGCAUGCUGCGGGAGGUGUGCACGUUGGCCAAGCAGUCCCGGCUCCAGCUCUGGUCCUUCUGGUGGAUCUUCAACUCAGCCGGCUACUACCUGGUGCUGUACUACGUGCAGAUCCUUUGGAACGACAUCUACCCAGCCAGGGAAAACCGGCGGGUGUACAACGGUGGGGUGGACGCCGCCUCCACGCUGCUGGGAGCCAUCGCCUCCUUCGCAGCCGGGUACUUGAAGAUCCGCUGGGCGCUGUGGUCAGCGCUGGUGAUUGGGGUGGUGACAGCCAUACAGGCGGGGCUGCUGCUACUCAUGAACACCACUGGAAACAUCUGGGUCUGCUACACAGCCUAUGUCCUCUUCCGUGGCUCCUACCAGUUUCUGGUUCCCAUCGCCAUCUUCCAGAUAGCUACCUCCUUAUCCAAAGAGCUCUGCGCCCUCGUCUUCGGGGUCAACACAUUCUUCGGCACCGUGCUGAAGACCGUCAUCACCAUCAUUGUGGCUGACAAGAGGGGCUUGGGCCUCUCUGUGCACCCCCAGUUCUACGUCUACUUUGGCUACUUUUCACUGCUGGCACUGGUCUACCUGCUGAUGGCCGUGGUGAUGGUCGUCCGGCACAGCCGCCGAGCGCAGCCACCAGAGCUGAUCCCCACUGAGGGCCAAGUGCAGGAGAAGAGCCCAGAGGCAGCUACCGUGCAAGCCUGAGUGCCAGUACCCAGUGAGACAGGAUGGCAGGAUGGACUGGCUCCUUUGGCACGGCUCAGUGGCUCAAACAAUGAGUGUCACCGCCAGCAUAUGCUCCCACCUCCCAUCUUUCUGACAGUGCUGAGCUUUCUGCCCCAGCCACCCCGUGACCAGCAAGAUGCUGGCAGUACACGGCUAGCACCCAGCCCCCAGGGUCGUCUUCCACCCCCUGCUUGGGGCCCAAACAUACCCAGCGGAGGUAGGAUGCCCAUUGCAGCACCAAAGGGUACCACACAAGGGGUACCCCUGUUGUUCCUGCAGAGCUGUGCGGAGCCAGGCUACAAGAGGAUAACGUUUCUUUAUUCAGUGCCUUUAGAAAAUGGUUUAUGGGACACAACAGACAAAAAAUAUAAAGAUCCACAGGCUUUAAAUUGCAUUAAUUACACAAAAUACAGUAGACUGUAAGAAAUAGAGGCCGUGUGACUCGCACAGCUUUUAUGGUAAUAAUUUCCAUAAAAUAAUAAAAAGCUAGUUACAGAUUUA
This is a messenger RNA of Tympanuchus pallidicinctus (lesser prairie-chicken), 2212 nucleotides long. It is a transcript of the gene SLC19A1, whose product is annotated as solute carrier family 19 member 1. The transcript has 6 exons. Gene Ontology annotation, molecular function: folic acid binding; methotrexate transmembrane transporter activity; folate:monoatomic anion antiporter activity. NCBI's taxonomy places the organism in Eukaryota, Metazoa, Chordata, Aves, Galliformes, Phasianidae. The record is from RefSeq and is a predicted model, not a curated record. Gene Ontology annotation, biological process: methotrexate transport; folate transmembrane transport. Bases 191 to 1690 code for a protein of 499 amino acids. Gene Ontology annotation, cellular component: basolateral plasma membrane; plasma membrane; apical plasma membrane.